Crotalus tigris (Tiger rattlesnake) is the source of this 506-nucleotide messenger RNA. RefSeq names its product protein S100-A12-like. The transcript is spliced from 3 exons. Lineage: Eukaryota; Metazoa; Chordata; Lepidosauria; Squamata; Viperidae. Gene Ontology annotation, cellular component: cytoplasm; extracellular exosome. Gene Ontology annotation, molecular function: calcium ion binding. The record is from RefSeq and is a predicted model, not a curated record. The coding region runs from base 106 to 390 and encodes 94 amino acids. Gene Ontology annotation, biological process: endothelial cell migration.
CCAGAGGGAUCUAUAAAAGGUGACAGCGUUGCAAAGAUCCUCACUUCAUCCGGGACCAACCUUGCUCUCUUACCUAUCAACACUGGAGAUCAGAAGCAAAGCAAAAUGUGUAAGACUCAGCUGGAAAAAUGUUGCGAAUACAUCAUAAACAUCUUUCACCAAUAUUCCAUUCGAACGCCCCCUCCCGACAUGCUCUCCAAAGGCGAGUUUGCCAAGAUGGUGAAGGAGCAGCUUCCAAACGUCAUUCGGAACACUAAGAACCCCGAGGCCAUGAACCGCUUUUUCAAUGAGCUGGACCAGAAUAAGGAUGGGCAGGUAUCCUUUGACGAGUUUGUGAAUCUCGUCAGUAGACUGUUAACUUCCACCACAAGCACUGAGCCAGCGGUGUGAGGAUCCGAUGUCACCAGAUUGCUUCUCCUCCCGGUCUAACCAGCGUCACCCCUUCGAGGCUUCUGGGCUCAGCCCUGGGGAGCCCAGAACAAUAAAGAGUUUAAUCUUCCCCAAAA